UAUACUUAAAGGAAUUCUUGAUAUAUUUAUUGGUGCAUUCAGUACACUGCACUAUACUAGAAAAUUGCCCUGCUUAACUAUGGGAACCAGCCAGAAAAACUAAUACACAAAUGAGAUGAGCUUCGCUAGAAAUUAGUGAAGAGUAACAACCACAGGCAUGAGCGACGACGAGCAGUACCUCCGGGCCCUUGAGGUCCAGCGGAGAAACUUCGAGGCGCAGUUUGGAGCGAUAGAAGAUCUUGGAUAUGUGGAUAAGUCUCGAGAAGGUAGUGGGAGUAAAGAAGUUAGUGAGAGUGAAGAAGAUAGCGAAGAGCUGAGUGAAGAGCUUAGUGAAGAGCUUAGUGAAGAAGAAGAUAGUGAAGAAGAAAGUGGCAGUGAUAGUCAUAGUGAUAGUGAUAGUCAAAGCGAGUUCACUGGAUUUGAAGACAACAAACAGACAGUACCUGUACGACCCAAAGUAUUCAAACUAAACGACACUACUUCAACCCAUGUACCCAUAUCCAAAGCUGAUAGAAAGUUACUUAAAUCCGGUCGAGCACCAACACUUCAAGAGAUAGAACGGAAACAGAAACUUGCCGAUAAACAGACUGAGAAGCAAAAGAGAAAAGCCACCCAAGAGGAUUCAGAUAAUUUGGAAAAUGAUAUAAAACUUCAACGAUUACUUGAUGAAUCACAUAUUUUAGCCAACUCUCUUCAAUACUCAGGAGCUGAUGUAACAUUACAAACUCUUGACUAUGAAGAUCCUACUGGUAAUGCUCGUAAACGAACUAUGGAUUCUAGAAUCCGUUCAUUAGCAGCCAUUAAUUCUAAGACUGGUGGAUUACCUCAUAAAUUAGAGAAUAUGCCAAUGUCUAUGAGGAAAGGCAUGAUAAAAUCACGAGAUCGAAAGAUUCAAAAGUAUGAACAAGAAGCUAAAGAUGCAGGUAUUGUUUUAUCGAAAGUUAAGAAGGGUCAAUUACGUGAUUUAAAUGCCGGUAGAGGAUAUACAUCACAAGCUGAUCGAUUAGGAACUGGUAAGAAGAAUACUAAAACAAUGAGAGAUAGAGGUUUAAAGAUUGCUAGUGUUGGUAGAUCCACUCGGAACGGACUUGUAAUUCCUCAGGAUCUUAUCAAUAAGAUCAAUAGUCGGGGUCAUAGAAAUGAUAAGAAGAAGAGAAGAUAGAGAUAGUAAUAUAUAUAGAAUUUACC
Molecule: messenger RNA, 1188 nt
Organism: Scheffersomyces amazonensis
Lineage: Eukaryota; Fungi; Ascomycota; Pichiomycetes; Serinales; Debaryomycetaceae
Exons: 1
Coding region: 158-1162 (334 amino acids)
Biological process (GO): maturation of SSU-rRNA from tricistronic rRNA transcript (SSU-rRNA, 5.8S rRNA, LSU-rRNA)
Cellular component (GO): nucleolus
Source: RefSeq, a predicted model, not a curated record